UUAUUUGAGUUUAUUGAGCAGCACAAAAAUACUAUAAUUAAGCGAAAAUGUCAAUGAAAUUGAUUGGAAACCGGAACAACCCGAAUUGCAUUUAUGAUAUGCAAUGGAGUAACAAGAUGGAUCUGAUUGCUUUAGUCAGCGAAACAGGAGAAGUGGUGAUUAAUCGAUUUAAGUGGGAUGUGCCAAUGAAAAUACCACCUCCAGCUACAGUGGAUGCAAAUUCAGCGAGUGUUACUUCACUAGGUUGGAGAAUUGAUGAGAAAAUAUUGGCGAUAGCUUACAAUAAUCAUUUAAUUAAUCUUGUGGAUAUUGAGGAUCAGUCUAAGGAAGUGAUUAUAUCAAUUAAAAUUCCAUCAUGCAUCAAGUCAAUUUGCUGGACUCAAAACACCAUAGACAUUCCUGAAGAUGAUAAAUCAAUACUGGAAGAUUUUAAAGUUUAUUUAUCUCAAUUGCCGAAUAUCAACAAUACUGUGUCAUCCAGCACAAAGAAGCAUGACUAUAGAAGCACAAAAUUCUAUUCAAAGAGUGGACUAAACUUUCUAAUUGUGAUUUGUGAAGAUGCACGAAUUUACAUUUAUGUUUAUGGCGUUUUAUCUUGUGGAUCAAUUGAUGUACGAAAGUCUGUAAAUGCAGAUGGUGAUGAGAAAAUUGACAUUUUGGAAGCAAAGUUAAGUACCAAUUUUGAACAGCUCUUUGUGCUCUAUCAAAAGGAUAAUUUACUUCAUUAUGCAUGCUUUGAAAAUCCGUUAAUGAUGAAAUAUCAUGCUACAUUAUGGAAGCUAUCAGUCAAAUAUGGCUUAAUAUUAAACAUACAGGACUACAUUAAUGAUACAGUCGAGCAUAUUGGAGAAGCAUGGGAACUCGUUCUGCUUGAGAUGGACAAUAAAUUAUCAAAAUAUGCUAAAAAGCAGUCAGAAGGAGCAAUUUCAGCCGACUUUUUGGAACUUCUCUUGUUUGGAUAUCCUUCAGAAGCACUCGAACAAUUCCUUACACAAGAUAUGACUGUUAGAGAAUUAAAGAAAUUAAGUAAUAGUCUUGAAAUGAGCUAUGGAACUAUCCAAAAACUUGUAGUUAAACCACUUUACAGUGCAACUAUUGCACUUUUCCAUCAUGUCAAUCAUUUGUACGGCAUGCAUCAAAACACUUAUGAAUAUAAAGAACUGCUUGGAACAGCUACAAACGCAGCAUUAAAAAAUACAGGCUCAUUCUUAAUAAAAUCACAUGAACUGCAGCAAAUAAUUGAUAAAUCUAUGAGAGAUUUUAAAAUUUUCUUCCGUUGGCUGUACAUAACAAUUUCAAGACUUAUGGAUGACAGUGUUCCUGAAGACGCUGGACCAAUUUCACAACAGGAAGUUAAUUAUCUCGCUGAAUUUUUGGACAAUUUUGAACAAAAUCGAGUAGAGUUUAAAAAUCAAGAUACCGAUGAACGAGAAAUAAGGUUUAAUCUUGAGAGAAUUGGACAGUAUUUAUCCAAUAAAGAUAUCAUGAUUCAAGCACAGGAUGAUCCAAAAAAUGCAUGGAGUGAAUUAUUGUCUGAAAAUGAAUGUUUGGUGGCAAAUAAGUUUGUCUAUACUCACCGCAAAAAUACUUCCCUUAUUCAGGAACAAAAGAUGAUGGAAUCAAGUAUUAGUAGCAUUUUUCAGCGACUAGAAAAGUCAAUUGGAUCAAAAUAUCAGCUUCAAUUCGAUAUUGUUGUUGGAAAUGACAUCCUUUGUGAAAUGCCAAGAAUUAUCACAUCACAUGCUGUUGAUGGAGACGAUGAGAAUGCUGUUAAUUAUUUUACAGUAUUAUUGUCAGAUUGUGAACUGCUUUUCAUAUCUUAUUAUGCUAAUUCUGAGAUGAAAAUUGCUAAAAUAGUUUUUGGUGAUAAAGAUGAUUUAGACAUUUCAUCACUUGGACAUUUGUCGUUCAUUGAUGUCAAGUUUUAUAAUUCAAAAAUUAUUUCAGCAUUAUUAAGAAAUGAAAUUGGCACAAAAACUCAGUCAUGCUUCAUUCAAUUACCAAUUUCUCGUAUUCUCGAUGAUCUCUCAGAGAAUUCAUCAACAGAUCCAGCAAUACUCAACAUGUAUAAUUUCAUUGAUGAAAGUGCAUUUAAAAUAAUUGAGGGAUUUAGUGGCAUGUUAAUGGCUGUGUCUGGUUCACGUAAAGUUGCAGCAUUUUUGGCAUCGAAUCAAAAAAUCGUUAAAUUGUACGAGCUUGAAGUCGACGAGGAUGAAAUAGACGAAGACAAUUCAAAUAAUGCAAGCUUUGAAAUGGAACUGAAAAUCUAAUUUGAGAACAAAAAUUUGUUUUUAUUUUUUAUGAAUAAACGGAGGCGUGGACACUCAAAAAUGCUGGGAUUAUUGGGAUCCCAUGGGAUUGUUGGGAAAAAAAUUAUUCAAAUAUGUCGAAUUUUUUGAGGAAAUGAACUGUAAGAAAUAUGUUAUUUGAAGCAAUUGUGACUUGUAAAGUUUAAAAAAGUGAUGAAAUAUUUUAAAGUGUUUGUCGAGUACCAAAAUAUAAAUUUGAUCACAUACAAUAAUUUUUCAUACAGUUUUGACUGAUUAAUUUAAACAAUCGGUUUCUGAAAUAGGAUUGGACAU
Messenger RNA from Chironomus riparius, 2582 nucleotides. The record is from the annotation of a GenBank genome assembly. NCBI's taxonomy places the organism in Eukaryota, Metazoa, Arthropoda, Insecta, Diptera, Chironomidae.